Messenger RNA from Pangasianodon hypophthalmus (striped catfish), 975 nucleotides. Its product is annotated as paraneoplastic antigen Ma1-like. The coding region runs from base 1 to 975 and encodes 324 amino acids. The record is from RefSeq and is a predicted model, not a curated record. NCBI's taxonomy places the organism in Eukaryota, Metazoa, Chordata, Actinopteri, Siluriformes, Pangasiidae. The transcript has a single exon.
AUGUUCAGUGGUGAAGAGCGGAAAGCAAUUGUACUGAGUGAAGUUUCUUUUGAUGUAACUGAUGAGGUGGUAUACAAAGUACUGGAUGGGGCUAAAAUAUUUGGUCAUUGUAAAAUAAGAGGGAGGUGUUUAGGGCAGAAUGCCAAAAGCCAACUAGUGUUAGUUGAGACCUCAAAUGAUGUGACCACAGCUAACAUACCUGAACAGUUAGUAGCUGGGGAGCAGUUGGGACUUUGGGUAGUCAGUGUUGGUGAGAGCCAGAGUUGCCCAGUUCCCAGUGGACAGGAAGAUUUCCAGACAAAGUUACUGUCGUUCCUAGCAAAUGAAGGGAAGACUUUAUCUGACAUCACAGGACUCCUUACCCCUACUCCUGCUCACACUGCAGCCCCAGACUUAAACACAAAGCUUGUGAAUGCCAUCUCCUCACUAGUGGAAAAGUGUCAAGGCUAUCGUAAACUUCGCCUGUUUUCAGGUGUAAAGCCAACUCCUCAUGGCGAGGAAGAGUAUGAUGCUUGGGCUGAGCAGACUGCCCAUAUGUUGGAUGAGUGGCAGUGCUCUGAUACAGCUAAGAAACAGAGAAUAGCUGAGAGUCUUAAAAGGCCAGCAGCAGAUAUUGUCCGGUGCCUAAGAGUCAGUAAUCCUCAUGCAACCGCCAAUGACUAUCUCAAAGCCCUGGAAACUGCUUUUGGUGCAACAGACAGUGCAACGGAUCUUAUGGUGAAGUUUCACAACACAUUCCAGCAGGAAGACGAGAAACUGUCAGCAUAUUUACUCAGACUAGAUAAGUUGUUGCAUGCAGUUCAUCGUAAAGGUAGAAUUGAAGUGAAUGACAUGAACCGUAUACGUAUUGAACAAGUUGCUAGAGGAGCCCUGUCUCAUGACCUCACUGCCCUCCGCAUAAGAAUGAUGUACAAACUCGAGCUGCCUCCCAGCUUCACUGAACUGCUUCGUGAAAUCAGUGGAAAUGUCUCUUGA